AUGCUGGAGAGCGCGCAGCUGGUCGUGGGCUCCGACGCGGACGCCGACCGCUCCGAGCGGGACGCCGCGGAGGCCCCCGCGAGGCUCCGGAGGCGGCACCACGGCUCGAACGGCCACGCCCCGGGCGGGCCGCCGGCGGGCAGCGGCGGCUCGAACGGGCACGUCGGCGAGGACGAGCUCAAGUCCUCCAACGGGCACGACCUCGCGGGUCCGGGGAGCAACGAGCAGAUUGCAGAGAGGAGCCGGAGGGUGCGCGAGAUCUGGAGCGAGUCCGAGAGGAGGUGGAAGCCGCUGACCAACUGCAUGUUCAAGUGCGGCUUCUUCGGAACGCAGAACUUGCUAGAGGCCUGCGGCUACUGGUGCCUCGGCACGCUCUACGGGCAGUACAGCGCCGCCUGGGCGUACUGGGCGGUCCAGAUAGUAUUCGUUACGCUGAACUGGUCGAUGAUGAUGUUCCUGCUGACGAGUCGUCCUCUGAUGUUCCUGCCCGGUGGC
Messenger RNA from Prorocentrum cordatum, 495 nucleotides. The record is from the annotation of a GenBank genome assembly. Lineage: Eukaryota; Dinophyceae; Prorocentrales; Prorocentraceae.